Molecule: messenger RNA, 3376 nt
Organism: Homalodisca vitripennis (glassy-winged sharpshooter)
Lineage: Eukaryota; Metazoa; Arthropoda; Insecta; Hemiptera; Cicadellidae
Product: b(0,+)-type amino acid transporter 1-like
Exons: 12
Coding region: 34-1701 (555 amino acids)
Biological process (GO): amino acid transmembrane transport
Cellular component (GO): membrane
Molecular function (GO): L-amino acid transmembrane transporter activity
Source: RefSeq, a predicted model, not a curated record
GAGUAAAUUUCUGUAGCUUCACUUGAUGAUUUCAUGUGUACAGGAAACAAUGUGCCCAGCAGCAAGGACGGAGUUCUAUGGGCGGCCGGCGGGGAUGACUGCGGGACGGCACCAGACGAAACGGACACGCUGUCCGACCCCGGGGCUGGUGGGGACAAGCUGGAGGGGACGGACUCAGCUCAGGACGACACUCUUCACCUCCAGAGACGGGUGGGACUCUUCAGUGGGGUGGCUCUAAUUGUUGGAACCAUGAUCGGGUCUGGGAUAUUCGUGUCGCCAUCCGGCUUGCUGAUCCGAACUGGGUCUGUCGGGAUGAGUUUUGUCAUCUGGAUCGCGUGUGGCGUCCUGUCGCUGUUAGGUGCUCUGGCCUAUGCUGAGUUGGGUACUAUGAACACUAGCAGUGGAGCGGAGUAUGCAUACUUCAUGGAUGCGUUUGGACCACUUCCAGCGUUCCUCUUCUCCUGGGUCUCCACUCUGGUACUGAAACCCUCUCAAAUGGCCAUCAUCUGCCUCAGCUUUGCCAAGUAUGCUGUCGAAGCAUUUGUUACUGAGUGUGAGCCGCCUGAGACCGUUGUCAAACUGGUCUCAGUACUUGCCAUUUUGGUAAUAAUGUACAUCAACUGCUACAGUGUCAACCUAGCAACAGGAGUGAUGAAUGUGUUCACAGCAGCAAAGCUUGUGGCUAUCCUCAUUGUAAUUGUGGGAGGAUUGUGGAAAUUUCUAGAAGGUAACACCCAAAAUAUAGAACAGCCAUUUCAAGGCACAACAUCAUCAUUUGGGAACGUUGCAACAGCCUUUUACACUGGCCUUUGGGCAUACGACGGCUGGAAUAACCUAAACUAUGUCACAGAAGAAAUAAAAAAUCCAUCAAAGAACCUACCGCGGGCAAUAAUCAUCGGAAUCCCUCUGGUGACUGUUUGCUACGUGCUGAUAAACAUCUCCUACCUGGCCGUGAUGUCUCCCGCAGAGAUGGUAGAGUCAGAGGCAGUUGCCGUUACUUUUGGUAACCGUAUCCUGGGUGUAAUGGCAUGGCUGAUACCAUUAUCUGUUACAAUCUCUACUUUUGGCUCUGCCAAUGGAACACUUUUUGCUGCAGGAAGGUUAUGUUUUGCUGCCAGCCGAGAAGGUCACUUAAUGGGCAUUUUGUCAUUUGUCCAUAUCAGGCGGAUGACUCCUGCUCCCGGACUCAUAUUCCAUUCAAUAAUAGCAAUAGCCAUGGUCCUGUCAGGGACAAUAGACUCUCUGAUAGACUUCUUCAGUUUUACAGCUUGGAUCUUCUACGGAGGAGCAAUGCUGGCUCUUAUCGUCAUGAGAUUCACCAGGCCAAACUUUCCAAGGCCCUACAAGGUGCCAAUUAUCAUUCCUGUGUUGGUGCUGGUGAUCUCUACAUAUCUGAUUAUAGCCCCUAUAAUAGACACUCCCCAAGUGGAGUACCUCUACGCUUGUCUCUUCAUCGUUGCUGGACUUGUCUUCUAUGUUCCCUUCGUACACUACCAGUACAACCCUUCUCUCAUGGAGUGGCCGAAUGUUUUGCCUCCCACUGCCAGCUCCCCUGGGGCACGUGGCAGCUCAUCGUUGCGACAGUUUCACCGUUUUCUGUCAGAUGCUCCUAGAAGUGGCCCCAACCCAGACUGUGGUCUACGAUUAGGACAAAUUAUGUUUAACCACUCAAUGUCUAAACUUAUUACUUUAUUAGUUUAAAACAUAGGAAUAGAAAGGAUGGUUCAGUACGGUUUAUUCACAGACAUGGAUAAAUAAUUGUAAAUUGGAAUAAAAAUUAUUCAAAAAUGUUUUAUGCAUUUAAACCAAUAAGUUUGAUAUUUAUAUUUUGUAUAAAAUAAAGAGUUUCUAAUGAUUAACUAUCAAACUGCCUGCUCAAUUUUUAGAAAAAUGAAAUAAAGUUAACAGAACCUCGUAUUGUUGCAGUAUUUAAAUUAUUUAUUUUUAUAAUACGAGAUUAGUUUUGAUAAUAAAUACAACUUUACCAUAAACUAAAUCAAACUCAAUUACACCUCAUGCAAAAUUUGAAACAAACUACAUAUAUACUAACUUUUAAAAAUUUAACACUAUUUUAUUGUUAGUACAAACUGACUACAUGCUACAGGUACAUACUGUGAUAACAAGAAUGAUUACAAUUUUGAAAACUUAGGCACAAAAAGACCAGAACUUUAACUAUGAAUGCAAAAUGACCAGUAUAUAUCUAAUGUGAUAAAAAUAGUUCUCUACGUUCAAUUUGUGUGAUUAUAACGGAAUAAUAACACAGGGUUAUUUUGGCUGGAUACACGAAACUGUUAAAUAAAGAAUUUUUCUCUUUCUGGAGUAUAAAUUACAAACACAACACAUUUUUGCGAUCUUACAACAUUCCUCGUCUCAGUGAAAUAAACAUUAGAGUUGACUGUUCUCUUGAAAAAAUUGUAAAAGCUACCAAGUACAAAACAAACAUUAUAUAUUUCUUACUAUUUAUACUGAAUCUGAAAAAACUUUCUAUACAAAAUAAUGUAAUAUUAUAAAAAUGGCAUGGUGAAAAUGACCAAUUACAAAAAUCUACGAAUCUAUUAACUUUACCAAAUUAUAGGCUGAAACUCUUACUAAUGUCAAGCCCUUUUAUAUGAAAAUAUUGUGGGUUCAUAUUGAAUAUGUUGUAGCUUUUUAUUUAGAAUCUUACUAAUAAUUUCACGCAGAGAAGUAAAAAAUAGUGUUGCACAAUAAAAUCUAAUUUGGAUUUUGUUUGUUUCAUCAAUGAAAAAUAUACUAUAUGCCUGACAGUGCUUUUCAGCUUAGAAGUGCCUUUAUAAUUAAUUAUUCAUAAACUAAAUUAAUGAAAUACAUUGAUCAGGAUUUGUUUAUUCACCAUUGAGAAAAAACCCAAAUUAAAAUUUUUGUUGUACGGACAAGACGGAAAAAUUACCAUAAUAAAAUUACAUCCAUUUUACAUUCAAAAUAAAUAAAGCUCAAAGAGAACAUCACUUCAGAAGGAGAAAUAAGGAAGUUGUUAACUUUACACUGUGAUGAACAAUAUCCAUCUUAAGCAAUGCAUAGAAUAUAUAUACUCUUAGUUAGUCUAAUUGUUGCUUUGUGUCUGUCUCUAUGUACUGAAUUUUUCUGUAAUUUUAAGUCAAUUUCUUUUGGACUAAACAAUAUUAUUUUUAAGUUCCUUAUGAAAGUUUAGAUAAAGUGAGUAGAUUUUAUAAUGAUAUUUUUUAUAAUUAGUUACUAUGAUGAGAACCGUUGUUACCAAAAUUUAAUUAUGGUUUGCUGUAGAUAAACUGUUACAGCACUAAUGACAAUGCACUUUCUAGUGUAUAAGUUGUUUGAUAGAAUUAUAAUUUUGUUACAGAAAAUGUUAUAUUAUUUCUACUAAAUGAUUUUGUUAUUA